AUGAAUGUUAAUGACAUCUCUGGAACGGCGAAUGAAUACUGGUCCCAACUAAAGACAUGCCUACAAAAGUCAGGCACUUCCACAUUAGGAUAUAGUAGGAAGUGCGCUCGUUGGGUGCCUGAAGCAACUGUACAACUUUCUGAAAAAGCUGCCAAAGUCCGAAUAUCAGGAGAUUAUUCUGACUAUCGGGCUUCGAAGAAUUACAACGACAGCAGCAAAGCGGGACAGGAAUCGCUAUUGGAGCGAUGUGGCCUUGAGAAUGGAAUCAGCGGCUCGGAUAGGUAA
Messenger RNA from Dracunculus medinensis (Guinea worm), 285 nucleotides. The record is from the annotation of a GenBank genome assembly. NCBI's taxonomy places the organism in Eukaryota, Metazoa, Nematoda, Chromadorea, Rhabditida, Dracunculidae.